Molecule: messenger RNA, 3108 nt
Organism: Octopus bimaculoides (California two-spot octopus)
Lineage: Eukaryota; Metazoa; Mollusca; Cephalopoda; Octopoda; Octopodidae
Product: GTP cyclohydrolase 1-like
Biological process (GO): tetrahydrobiopterin biosynthetic process; tetrahydrofolate biosynthetic process
Cellular component (GO): cytoplasm
Molecular function (GO): GTP binding; zinc ion binding; GTP cyclohydrolase I activity
Source: RefSeq, a predicted model, not a curated record
UCUAUUUAAAAGUAUGAACAGCAGGCUGUCGAGAGUAGUAUAUGUAAAGAACCUGUGCACGAUAAGCGAGCGAGGAGGUUCUUUUCUCCUACAUUGUUGAAUCAGAACAAGUAGCAGUAGUAUCUGUUGAAAUAAACCUACUCGUUGCUGGUGAAUUAAGUGGAAAGGACUGUUCUGUCGUCAACAAGUGGAGUAGUAGACUUCCUCAGUUCUGAGACAUGAGUGGUGACUUUUAUUUAUUCGUUUUUGUUUUAUUCUUUUGAAUUUGGCUGGAUCACCUCUUUUUUCUUUGUUUUUGAACGAAUAUAAAAAUUGACGCAAUUCCACUUGGGUGUAUUGAAGUUUCUUGGUGCGGGACGAAAGAUUUUUUUCUAAGUAGAAAUUGUUGAACUCAUACAGACUUUCAAUUACAGUCGUUUAAAUGCUAUAAUUGUUGAUAUUAAUGAAAAAGAAAGUUAAUGAAGUCAGUUUAACACCGCAAGUCCAGCAAUGUAAAUAUACAUGUAAACUGUACAUGCAUAUAGUUAAUCCAACAAACAUAAUCAUACGCACACCGAAACGUACAUAAACAUAUACUUUCAUUUUUACGGAUAUUUUAACACGAAUUUUAAACAUAGACUCUGAUAUAUAAGUAGGUAAAACAUUUGUCCACAAAUAAUAUUCAUCUAUUAAUACGUCUAUAUUUUGUUAAAACCCUUAAAGUAAUUUAUCCAUCCAUUCAUCCAUCCAUACAUAAUGUACGUUAUGUAUUCUUACGAAGUUUCAUACUUCUUAUGAAUUUCCAUAUCUCUUCCCGUAACAGUAUCAUAGUAACAUACUACUUAUUGACCGGACCUCAGAAGUGGAUUAAUUUCUUUUGUGAAAAUUUUAUUUUAUUACAAACCUUCGUAAUUACUGCUUAAAAAUACAUUUCGAUAGCAUUAUAAAACAAAAGUAAAUAAAUAAACACUUUCCAUAGAAGAAUGGAGAAUCAUCGGGAACCAAUCUACCGAACAGAUCCGAAUGUGGAACUUGAGGAUCAAUUACGGAAAUUAGCUUUUGUGCGACAUCCCAGCACCCAGAGCGAAGGCGAUGUCUUCAGUCCUGUAGGUUCAACGUUCCAACCCAAUCGGUAUAAACGCACCGAAAGUAUCACCUACGAUGAAAUGAGCGAAGAAGAAAUUGUCAAGUCACUUUCCACUCAUUAUAAAGGUAUUUUGAGUAACCUGGGAGAAAAUCCUCACAGACAAGGACUAUUGCGGACCCCAGAGAGAGCAGCUAAAGCUAUUAUGUUCUUUACAAAGGGCUAUAAAGAAAACAUUGAAGAUAUAUUAAAUGAUGCAGUUUUUGAUGAAGAUCAUGAUGAGAUGGUUAUUGUAAAAGAUAUAGAAAUGUUCUCCCUCUGUGAACAUCAUUUGGUACCUUUUAUGGGAAAAGUAUCCAUUGGUUAUUUGCCAAAUAGAAGGAUAUUAGGAUUAAGCAAAUUAGCAAGAAUAGUGGAAAUAUUUUGCAGGAGAUUACAAGUACAGGAGCGCUUAACUAAACAGAUUGCUGUGGCCAUAACUGAAGCCGUUCAACCAAGAGGAGUCGGUGUUGUUAUUGAAGCUACCCACAUGUGUAUGGUCAUGCGAGGGGUCCAGAAACUCAACAGCAAGACAGUUACUAGUACUAUGUUAGGUGUAUUACGAGAGGAUCCUAAAUCUCGUGAAGAAUUUCUUACACUUGUGAAUAAUAGGUAGUACCUAUCGAAAAUCCGGACUCUUGAAAGAAAAGUUUUGUUUUGUCGACUUCAAUCGAUGAAAAAUUCAUCUAAAUUUGGAACAAUAACGAAAUGUAACUAUAUAAAGAAUUUCAUAAGAGCAUCAACAUUGUGGUAGCCUUUAUUGCACUCAGUCAAGCAACCAACCAUAGAAAGCGUAUAAAACAUAACUGUGAUGACGAGAAUGUCUCAGUAAUGCUUAGAAAUUUAACUAAAAGUUAUUGAAACAGAAGAGAAAUGUCUAUGAAUAAAAGGAAAACUCUAACAGAGAUGUAUCGCUGAAGGGAAAGUGUCCAAAUUAAUAAUAAUUUAACAAGUUUGUAAUCAACGAUAUGAAGAACAAGACAACAUGAAAUUAAGAAGCAAAAUCAUUAUGUUACAAUCUAUAUAAUGUAUGUAUAUAUACAUUCACAUACGUGCAUAUAAUUAAACAUAUAUGUACACACAGAUGUAUUAAAACUUGUGCGUCUGCACAUGCACCUAUAUUCGUAUGCACACACACACACACACACACACACGCACACACACACAUAUAUACAUACAUAUAUAUACACACACACACACGCACACACACACACACACACACACACACACACACACACACACACACACACACACACACACACACACACACACACACACACAUAUAUAUAUAUAUAUAUAUAUAUAUACACAUACAAAUAUAUAUACGAGGAGAAGUCAAAACUUAUUCGCACUUUCGCCAAACAUAUCUUUAUUAUUUUCACACUGCCUUCUGCGUAUGCAUGCUUAUUGUUGGUAAUGUUGUGGUCACGUGAUCGAAGUUUGAGCCUGAUCGCGUUAUUUUUCUUUCUGGCUUUACAUUAUAAGCAUGGCCGCUCCACUAGCAAUGGAUACCCAAAGAAGAUCAAAGAGCAGUAAUCCGAUUUCUCUGGUCGGACGGUGUAUCAAGUGUUGAAAUUCAUUAGAGGCUUUUAGUACAUUUGGUUAAUGAUUUCAACGGUUUGGACGGCCGUGUGUGGGCGUGCAUUAUCAUGCAACAACAAAACUGCCUUUGACAAUAGGCUUCGGCGUUUGGUGCGAAUAGCUAGCUUCAGUCAAUUGCCCAGCAAAGCACUGUAUCUUGCACCGUUGAUCAUAAACCCUUUUUCCAGCACCUGACACAUUUCCGACCAGAGAAAUCGGAUCACUGUUCUUUGCUCUUCUUUGGUGCACAUUGCUAGUGGAGCGGCAAAGCUUACACUGUAAAGCCAGAAAGAAAAAUGGCGUGAUCUGACUCAAACUUCGAUCGCGUGACCACAAUACUACCAACUAUAAACACGCAUGCGCAGAAGACAGUGUGACAAUAACAAAGAUAUGAUAUAGCGAAAGUGUGGAUAAUUUAUGAGUUC